AGCGUAUUGAUGAGAGAGAGAGAAUACACGAUAUUCCAGGCGCGGAUGGCUCCGAUCCAGUUGGACCGACGGCGGCUCCGAUCGACAAGGAGGUCCGCCGAAUCCACGGGUGGUGGUUCUCGCUUCCUUCCGCCUUCAAUUUCGUAUCCUUUUUCCCUCUCAUUCUCCGCCUCUUCUUCAUCGUCGAGACGACGAUGCCAUCCAGCAAGAAGAGAAGGAAACGAUCUCGAUGAGCAAUCGACAGCUGCGACCUCUUAGACAAGCGAUCGAUCAGGCAGCAGCAUCGGCAGGAGGAGAAGACGACUACUGCCCCUCGUCUUCCUCCUCCGCGUUGCUGUCGGCCCCCAAGAAUGCCCGGGUCAAGUUCCUCUGCAGCUUCGGCGGGAAGAUCCUCCCCCGCCCAUCCGAUGGCCGCCUCAAGUACGUCGGCGGCGACACCCGCGUUCUCGUCGUCACCCGCGCCGUCUCCUUCUCAGAGCUCAGGGAGAGGGUCCAGGCGAUGUUCCGGCGGUGCAAGGUGAUCAAGUACCAACUGGUGUCGGAGGACCUCGACAUUCUCGUCACCGUUGCCAGCGAUGAGGACCUCGCGCACAUGCUCGACGAGUACGACCGCGUCGAUGCGCUCCACCCUCGGUCUCCAUCCGCCGUCUCCUCUCCCCGCUUCCGCCUCUUCCUCUUCCCCUCCCCCUCCCCUUCCUCUGCCUCCGACACGGCUUCCGCCGCGACCCUCGGCCAGCGCUACGUCGACACCAUCAACGCGGUCAUGCCCGGCAGUCCCCCGAUCUUCAGCAUCUCCAACGCCUCCUCCGGCGCGAACUCCCCCACCUCCACAACCGAAUGCUCCGGUACCUUCUUCGCCUCGCGCCCCGUCGCCCUCGGAGGCGGAGGGAUGCACCGCGUCCGGAGCUCGCCGGACCUGGCCGGCGGAUGUUCCAUGAACCAGACGGGGGGUGCCGGCCUACAGCAUCACCAAAGCCUCCGCCACCAUCACCAUCUCCACCACCCUGCGCAGCACCAUCACUUAAUGCCAACCAGAAGCUUGAAUCUGCAAUGA
This is a messenger RNA of Zingiber officinale, 1054 nucleotides long. RefSeq lists its product as uncharacterized. Gene Ontology annotation, molecular function: protein binding. The transcript has 3 exons. Bases 230 to 1054 code for a protein of 274 amino acids. NCBI's taxonomy places the organism in Eukaryota, Viridiplantae, Streptophyta, Magnoliopsida, Zingiberales, Zingiberaceae. The record is from RefSeq and is a predicted model, not a curated record.